This is a messenger RNA of Anas platyrhynchos (mallard), 7300 nucleotides long. RefSeq names its product oncoprotein induced transcript 3 (gene OIT3). Lineage: Eukaryota; Metazoa; Chordata; Aves; Anseriformes; Anatidae. The record is from RefSeq and is a predicted model, not a curated record. Gene Ontology annotation, molecular function: calcium ion binding.
UGCCUUGGUUUGACCAGCAUAGUAGUUCCCUGUGAGUCUGACAACAUCUGGAGACUUGUGGCAGGUUGCAGGAUACGAAUACGUAUGAGCGUGUAACACCCAGCAACCUAAAACAUACCAAGUGUUGUUAGUGUGUUUCUAUAUUGAGUUCAAGUGCUGUUUGAGAGGAAAACUCUCAAGUUUUGACCUUUUAUUCCUUCCUUUCUAAGCCUUUCGUUGGUUCUGGUCUGAUUAGUCCUGAUGGCAUACCUUCCCUUCGUUAGCUUUAGGAAUCCACAGACUGUGUACUUUGUCCUAACUUCAUGGAUGUUAGGAUGAAUGUUCAGUGCCAAAAGAUUUUUUUAUCAUGUCCAACUGUUAAAAAGUCAUGAUUGGCCAGUUUUCCAACAGCCAAGUCUCUUGUGUGUUUUUAAAGACAGAAAUGAGGGACUGGAAGCUGUUAGAUGCAAUCUGCCUUUAAUCACUGUUUAAAUUUAGUUAGCAAUGCUGACAAACCCUCUUCUUCCAAGCAGCCCUUAGUCUGCUGCUGUGUACAGGCAGACUGCUUGGAACAAUUGUGUAAAAACUUGUCCAUUUUGUCAUCCAGAAGAACUGAAGACUAUGACAUCUAGCACCAAAAUCCCUAUUUUGAAAGCGAAGAAAUGCUAUGACAAAAAUGUUCCUGCACAUACUUUGAUGUUGUUCUACAGAUGAUGUGGGGAAAGGAGGGGUAAAGUAAGAUUCUAUAAUUUUACCCUGAAGUAGGGGCUGUCCUGGGGGUCCUGUUGGUUUGUACCCCUGGAAGCUCCUGGCACCUGGUCUCUGCUGGGGGUGGGUGGCACUGCAGACCUCAACCUCUAAUCUCUGUGUCUCUGCUUCUGCUGAUGUUCAAGGGCAUGAUGUAUGUUUUUGUUCUUUACGCUGUUGUGUACCAACAUCAACAGUGUUUUGCAACAGCUACUUCAUGUCGGAAAGACAGGCAGGUAAUGGGGUCCUGUCCCACUGGCAGCAUUUUAAGAGCAGGCAGUGCUGCCUGAAUCUUAAUGUAGCAGUGUUCUUAAGCUCCUAUGAAGGCUGAACAGCAGCAUGCGCUGCAGUGUUCAAAUGCCUCUUUUUCUACCACUUCUGGUGUGUUUUUUCUUAGCUUGACCUCUCUUCUCUCCUUUUCUGCAAGGGAAUGUUUUGUAUAAACACAUAUCAAGUUUAAAAUUGUUUGAUUCCCCUCUGCUGUGCCCAAGAGGCUCCAAGGAAGGUGUUAAUAGCUUCUUUUCCUUGAAGACCACAGAAAAAUACCUUUUUCCCUGUCCCUGUAAUUCUUUAUCUGGCAGGCAGUCACAAUGAACACCUUGCUGCACCUUCUUAUGCUUCCCUGUUGGUUUGCAUGGUGCUCUGAACCUGCUGUUGGCUGUCAACUCUUUGCACUGCAUCAGUCAAGGAAAGCCAACCAAGCUGCCUUGUCUUUCUAAGCCAGUGGAGCAGUUUAUUUGACCUACUGUGUGCUUUUGUGUGGAAUUGUAAGUACAAACUGCUUUCUUUUGCCACAUUCUGUAACUAUUUUGUUUUCAUAUAUGAAAAACCUUUUUUAUUUUGCAUCUGAAGUAUUUUCUAACCAUUCCAAUUAUUCCCCUUAAAAUCAGUUUUAUUUCUACAUUGACAUAAAUGGUGAGAAGUAAGGCACAGGCACAGAAACCAAACCUGCAUUAUGUCUAAGUCCUGGAGCAUCGUGGAAGCUGGUGUUAUGGCGUGUCACUGUGGCUCUAUGAGCUUGUGGAAGGUGGUUCAAUUCCUAUUUCUGCUUCCGCUGAGUUUUACGACUGGGGGUUUGCUGUCUGUGUGCAUCUGGAAAUUGAGGAUCAUGGAAGACACAUUGGGUCCUGUAGGACCUCUGGAAAAACAUUCUUAAACACCAAGUUCAGCACUGGGGGAGCUCAGUAAGGGAGAGGAAAUCACUCUUCUUCACUGAGAGUUGUGUGCUCGGCCAAUUUUUCUGUGGUCUUGGUGUUUUACUUGUGAGCUUGCUUGCAAUUGACCAAAUGUGAGGUUUGCUCCCUGAUCUCAACACCUCUUCCCAUUGGCACUGUGUCCUGGGACAAACUGUUUACAGAAAUGAGGGCUAUCUCAAAGUCCUUGACACUCUGCAAUCCAUCUCAGCAGCCUGUCAAGGCUUAUUGUGAGCAUACAUCCUCCAGUUAAUUGCAGACGGGUCCUGUCACGUGUGGUGGGCUCUCCUUGCUCUCAGUGGCAGGAAGUGUUGAUUAGCUCUUCCGUCUGCCUCCUCUGGCAGGCUUCAGGAGCUGCUCCUGCACCAAGAGCUCUUGACACACCUCACUUUCACCCAACAGCGAUGUUUGACAAAAAGGCCAUCCCCAGCCAGCACUGCACGUCUUUAUUCAUCAGUCAGCAUGAGGCUCUCCAACCUAGCUAGCUGCCUUUUUCAAGGCUUUAAGCUCCUGAGCAGGUUUGGAAGGUCCCACCUCUUGGGUACCAACAUAAAACCCUAGCCCUUUAAUUUAAUAUCACCUUCCUUGAUGGUAUCAUUUAACAAAGGGAUCAUCUGUUUGCAGCAGAAUUCUUUUCCCCCUCAGGAUUAAUUGCUCCAGCUCCCAGAGGCAGAGAUUGACAGUGGCCUACUCCUCUACCAGCUGCUGUUCUGUGUGGGGGAACUAGGCUUGUGUAUGUCACCUGGAGCAAGUGGCAGAAUAACGAAAAAAAAAAAAAUGCCAAAAGAAGACUUGCCUCUGCUCGUUCUUAUUCCAGAAGACUCAGUCUGUCUUUCUGUGGAUGUUCAGAGGCUGAACGCUGAAUCUACUCCAACUUUAUACUUUUUUCUUGAACUAGACAGUUACAGUGAUUCGGGACAGCCAGACACAAAAAUGCUGGGGCAUCUCUGUCUUUAGUCCCUUGGGGUAACUUGAAAGGGACUGUUUGUGAGACCUUUGAGGCUGAAAGCUGCUGUGAUGCAACUGAUUUCCUUAUGUUAACUACUAGUUGUUAGUCACAUAAAAUUGUCAACGCAGUGCUCGUGUCAGCCCUAAUAUACCACUUCCAAAAGAAAAGCAGCUGGUAAUAAAACGGUUCCGAGAGAAAUACACACACCUCUAACAUAAAUAGAAAAUUAAAUUCAAACCUGUCAGUUUUAUUUACCCAGGAACUCAGAUAUGAAUCAACCUCUGAAUGAAAAUGGCAAAUAUAACUUCCCCUGCCUUGCUGUAUUAUUCUGUGUUCAAUUUUAGUUUCUCUUCUGGGAAUUCACAUCAUUCACCUCUUGAGGGUUAUCUGCCUUACAGCCUGGCGGAGUGAAUGUGUUCUUCUUUCCUUUUGUUGAAAAAACUUUUCUGGUACCGCAAGCUGUCAGCACAAUAUAACCACAAAGAUUUUUUUUGGUGGUGGGAGCAAUGACAGCUGCUUUUGUUGUUCACUGUAAUCAUUCACUGCUGAAAAAGGCCCUACCGCUGGGGUGGAGCGUGCUGGGCUUCGCCACCAAGGGAAACACCCAGGCACAGAGAUACCAACCACUGAGAAAUUUCUAUAACGUGCAGCGUAGGUGCUCCAUCUCCACGGAGCAGCCAAAUACCCAAUUCCUUGCCUCAUGCAAACUUAAAGUGAAAAGAACAAAGCCAUUUUUUUCCCCACUGAGAUUUGAAGCAAGCACAUCAACCUUGACAUUCUUCCUUUCUGCCUGCCGCAAAAGUGGGGGGUGUAAGGGAAACGGGGAAAUGGUUUGAUUGUGCCAUUGCUGUAGGGUUAGCUGCGCUCUGCUGCUGGAGACCUUUCUGCUUGCAGAUGAUAUUUGGGGUAAGCUGUACAACCCCUGUUCAGAAGCAGAGAGGGAUUUGCCUAUGUGCAGAUGUUUAUGUGAACGUACACGUUAAAACAGAUUUUAAUCUAGUGUUUGUGGUAGGAGCUACAGCUUAGUGGAAAGAAAGGAAAGAUCCCUUUGUGCGCAUUCACGUUGUCCUUGGCGUAUCUCAUUGCCAACCGUGGUGUUUGGUUUGCCUUCCUAGAGAACAGAUUUCAGAAAGCUGGGGGCUAGCAUGGUCAUCUCAUCUGUAGGCAGAGCGCGUGGUUCUGACCUGCCACAUGGCCUGGUUUCAUUUGAACAAGCAAGACAGAGGUUCUCAGUACUCAGUUUUACGUGGAAGGUAACUCAGUACUGUUGGGUUUCUUGCCUUUUUUACAAAAAGAAGACAGAACGUAAGACUACAGCAGAAAGAUGCCUUUGUUUUCAUUUGAUGAUCUCAGUGAUGGUUGGGUUAUGUGACCAGAAGUGGAAAGGGUCUUUGUCUAACAUAGGAACAGCUUACUUCCUUGUGGGGCACCAGCCCUUCACUUUGACUGAUGUUCCCAUUGUAGGCCUGGUCCCAGCACUCGUUUGCAAUCUCUGCUCAGAAGGCUCAGUUCUCCUCUGGCCACUAUUUCCUGCAGUUAAAGCUCCCUAGCUGGCGUUUUCUGACUGAGGGGGAGCCGUGAAGUCGUAUGACUUGGGGAAGGAGCAGAGAUAACAAUGAGCACCCAUCUGCUCCUCUCUUCCAUCCCUUCGGGAUGUCCGGGUGUCCCCUGGUUAGAAUUCCCCUCCAGAUAAGAUAGUGGAGGUGUCACCGUGGGGCAGUCAGGCAAGAAAACAAUAGCGAGUUGCGUCCAAAAAACAAGAUCGAUCAGUAACUGCACCUCCGUUGUCAGUAAGGGGCAGAGCUGCUCUGGAGAGGUCAAGGCUGGUGUUGUACCCCGCAUCCCUUCAGCUUCUUCCUCUGAUAAACUUCCACAAGCGCUAUCCCAGUUGCUUUUCAGAAAGCCUGGGGUCAGAAGCUGCACUGAGAGGAAGGCUGCAAGAGCCACAGCGUGUGCAAGGGCUUCCAAGGCUGUGUUACUCAAGGAGUAACUGUGCCUCGGUUGAGUGGGAUGUUCCAGUACUUGUUUUUCUGCCUCUGCUUUGUUGUCCAGCUGCAGCCAGUGUCUUCAAUGGCCCUGGACCCCUGCUCUGCCUACAUCAGCCUGAACGAGCCCUGGAGGAACACGGAUCAUCAGAUAAAUGGCUCCCACGGCCAGCCCACGUGCGACAGUCAGAUCGACGGCGAGUGGUAUCGCUUCACUGGCAUGGCUGGCGAUGCCAUGCCUACCUUCUGCAUCCCCGAGAACCACUGCGGGACCCAUGCUCCCAUCUGGCUGAACGGCAGCCACCCGCGAGAGGCGGACGGCGUCGUCUCGCGCCAGGCCUGCGCCAGCUUCAAUGGCAACUGCUGCCUCUGGAAUACCACGAUAGACGUCAAGGCGUGUCCGGGAGGGUACUACGUCUAUCACUUGACCAAGCCCAGCGUUUGUUUCCAUGCGUACUGCGGGCAUUUUUAUGACAUCUGUGAUGUGGUGGAUUGCCAGGACUCCUGCCUGGACACCAAUGACUGCACAUGUUCCCUGGGGACAACGCUAGGACCUGACGGACAGACAUGUCUGGAUGAAAAUGAAUGCGAGCAGGGCAACGGAGGCUGCAGCGAAUUUUGCGUUAACCUGAAGAACUCCUACCGCUGUGAGUGUGGGGUUGGGCGCACGCUGGGGAGCGACGGGAAGACCUGUGAAGAAAUCGAAGGCUGUCACAAUAACAAUGGAGGCUGCAGCCAUACCUGUAUUGAAGUGGAAGACUCAUACCAGUGUGAAUGUCCGAGGGGACUUGUUCUGUCAGAAGACAACCACACUUGCCAAGUUCCAGUGCUGUGCAAGUCCAGCUCUAUUGAGGUGAGCAUCCCAAAGGACCUGGUUGGAGGCCUGGACCUUUCCCUCAUCAACAAUUCCUGCAAAGGGGUAUCCAAUGGCACUCACGUCAACAUCCAUUUCUCCUUGAAGUCCUGCGGCACCGUUGUGGAUGUGAUAAAUGAUAAAAUCAUUGCCACCAAUCUGGUGACUGGCUUGCCGAAGCAGACUCCAGGGAGCAACGGGGACAUCAUCGUCCGCACCAGCAAGCUGCUGAUCCCGGUGACCUGUGAGUUCCCGCGCCGGUACACCAUCUCCGAAGGUUACGUGCCCAACCUAAAGAACUCGCCCUUGGAAAUAAUGAGUCGCAACCAGGGCAUCUUCCCCUUCACUCUUGAGAUCUUCAAAGAUAAAGACUUUGAUGAACCCUACAGGGGUGCCCUUCCCACCCUCAAGCUUCGGGACUCUCUGUACUUUGGGAUUGAACCCUUGGUGCAUGUCAAUGGACUGGAGACGUUGGUAGAGAGCUGCUUUGCCACUCCCACCUCCAAAAUCGACGAGAUCCUCAAGUACUACCUGAUUCAAGACGGCUGCGUUUCUGAUGAUUCGGUGAAACAGUACACGUCAAAAGACCAUCUCGCCAAGCAUUUCCAGGUUCCCGUGUUUAAGUUUGUGGGCAAAGACAACAAGGAGGUGUUCCUGCACUGCCGCAUCCUCGUGUGCGGGGCGCUGGACGAGAGCUCCCGCUGCGCCCAGGGCUGCCGGCGGCGGGUGCGCAGGGCGGCUGGGAGAGAGGAGGAGGAGGGAGAGGAGGAGGCCAGUCACGUGGCAAAGCACGUCCUGACGGGCGGCCCCAUCAGAAUUGACUUUGAAGACUAACAGCCGUCCCUUGGAACAGCACCUCCGCCCGAGACCAACCUUUCUUAUCCAUGCCUUCUUUCAUGGUGGUCUGAGAAAGGAGAGGGAUUUGGCACAGCCCCACUCGUACCUCAGGACUUGUUUCCCUAGCUGCGUGAUGAUGAUUGGUGAAGUAGGCUCGGCACACAGCCUUCUGCAGAACGGUUUGGUUUUACCUCUGUUUCUCUUGGUUGAAGGGACGCUGUUGCUUUUCAGGCUUGAAGCAUUACCCAACUUUGUCUUUCCCUACGUCCACCCACAGGCUCCACAGGACUGUCUGUCCUGGACUAAACACAUUACUCAAGCCUUUCUCUCUUCAGAUGAUAAAAACAGCAUUGCAGCUGAACGUGUUUGCUCUGCAGUUCUGUGAGUGAUGCUGAAGCUUUUGGGUGUGCUGUGAUCUUGGAUGACCAUUAAUAAAAAUAUGUAUAAAAAUAUAUAUCCCGUAACGUGCAACUUGGAGCUAUGAAGCAGUUGUCAUUACAGGCAGCUAAAGCUCAGGUCUAUCACAGGCACAUCUUAAUGUUAUUUUUAAAUAGAAAAAGGUAUUUAAUAACUUUUUUUAUUGUCUUUUGAUAAUUGCAUGCAGUUUAACAGUGUUUCUCGUUGUAUUUAGCAUCUCAUUAUUUUUCUCUCUCUUCUCCCCCCCACAUCCCCAAGCAACACAGUGCCUUUUGUAAGUGCUGUAGCACCUUGAUUGUAAGAAAAAGAUCAUUAAAAAUCUAUAAACACCUGCCCCCAA